Molecule: messenger RNA, 876 nt
Organism: Ramularia collo-cygni
Lineage: Eukaryota; Fungi; Ascomycota; Dothideomycetes; Mycosphaerellales; Mycosphaerellaceae
Exons: 2
Coding region: 1-876 (291 amino acids)
Source: RefSeq, a predicted model, not a curated record
AUGGAGUCCCGACAGCAGCACGGAGGACUUCUCCCACUCGUUCCCCCGAUUUUUCGCGUCCCUGUUGAGAUACGCCACCUUGUCUACUCCUACCUGCUACCAUGCCAGCCAGUCUCACAUCCUCUACCCUCGGUCGGCAUAACUUCUGUCUCUCACAGGCCUCCGUCGGGUGCACUUUUGAAGAUCCAUCCCAUCAUCACUGAAGAAAUCCUCGAUUACUUUUACUCAAUCUCAACAUGGAAGCUAGUCUUCUCGCAUGCAUUCAACUUCUUUCGCAUCGAUCCAGACUUGCGGCGUCUCGAGCAAAGUCCGAUAUUGAAGUCCAUUCGAAAGGUCGAAAUGGUUUACUUUUGUGACAUGCUACUUGUAAAGUCAUAUCCCAGCUUCGGGGUGGAGAGCUUCUGCGCGGAGAUUGAGAAACGAGCGGCACGGGCCAUUGAAGUUUUGUCCGAGGCUACAAUGCUGCGGUCGGUCACUGUGAGCUUCAUCGACGGCACUGGUACUGGACAUUUCGAUACGAAAGCCGCAAUCCUGGCUCCGUUGAGAAGGCUUUGCGAAGAUAAGCCAUGCAUCGGGCUCCGCAUGGGACAGAUCAUUGGGCCAGACGGUGAUGAUCUUGCCAUGUUUAUCAAGGCCGCAGAGGAAGCGCUUGGCAUACAUUUCGCCUCAGGGGAAACUUACGAUGGCGCGAGCGAUGACCCAUCGCCCAGUUAUCGACUCUUGGCCUUUGAUGUGCGACAGCAAACAAACAACAUCUCUUCACGCAGUGGCUUUCAACGAGCCAUACCAGGCCGGACGGGGUGGAGAGGCGGUCCUCCAGCUAUGGAGGCUCAUGAGGAGACCGAUGAAGGAGAGCAACAUCUGCAACGCAGCUAA